AUGAAGACUAGUUUUAGAAGAUUUAUGGCCUCAGCUUCUCCUGCAGGUAUGCCAGGGCCCAAUCCUGGAUCGAUAGCUUUAUUACCUCCGAUUCCCCUGUAUAGACGACUAUUACGUACCCAUCGAAAACACCUUCCGACGGAAAUGCGUGUACUCGGAGAUGAAUAUGUAAAAAGUGAGUUUAGGGCUCAUAGAAAUAUCGAUAAUCCAGUGCACAUAAUUGGCUUUUUGACCGAGUGGCAAUUAUAUGCCCAAAAGUUGGAAGGCAAUUCGUGGAUAGGGGAGAAAAUGGAUCCGACAAAAGUCGAGAAAAUGAGCGAUCAACAAAUGGGUCAGAUGUAUGAGUUAAUGAUGGCAAUUCGGCGAAAAGAAAGUAACCAAACAUACUCGGGAGAAUAG
Blumeria graminis f. sp. triticale is the source of this 399-nucleotide messenger RNA. NCBI's taxonomy places the organism in Eukaryota, Fungi, Ascomycota, Leotiomycetes, Helotiales, Erysiphaceae. The record is from the annotation of a GenBank genome assembly.